Messenger RNA from Verticillium nonalfalfae, 1545 nucleotides. RefSeq lists its product as uncharacterized. The record is from RefSeq and is a predicted model, not a curated record. The coding region runs from base 1 to 1545 and encodes 514 amino acids. The transcript is spliced from 6 exons. Gene Ontology annotation, biological process: carbohydrate metabolic process. Lineage: Eukaryota; Fungi; Ascomycota; Sordariomycetes; Glomerellales; Plectosphaerellaceae. Gene Ontology annotation, molecular function: hydrolase activity, acting on carbon-nitrogen (but not peptide) bonds.
AUGUCGGUCUUCUUUAAGGAUAUCGCAUCCGACAACCCCGUUCGGGAAGGCGAUGUGGAAAAGGUCCUGGCACCAUUGGGCCUAACUAUCAAGGACGAAGAAUCUCCAGAGUACGAGCGACUUCUUGCUGCCGUACACGACUGCGCGGAGAGAGUUUUGAGCCUCCCGGACUAUCAACCUGCCCCGGACCUCUCACGAUAUCCUCGCCAGAACCGUCUGGCUGGUGCCAUGGGCAUUCUCGGCCGAGGCUACGGCCAACGUGGUCUUCAUCUGACGGAGUUUGAAGAGGCAAGACUUCCAUGGCUGGACUCCAACUUUCAGAAACUAUUUCCUUCAACCAAGAACACCGUCAUCAACGGGCUUUACCUUAUGGACAAGUUUCCAGGCCUGUACAGCAAGACCGUCAACAUUGGGAGGCAACUGAGAGAUGCGUAUGAUCGCGUAUUUCAAUCAUACGAUGUCAUCGUCAUGCCUACUACCCCAUUUGUCGCUCCUCGCCAUGGGCCUCGAGACUCAGUCUUGGUUGGAGGCAACGGCCUCCUGAGCAACUACCCCGCGAUAAGGGCAUCUUCCAGAAUUACUCACCCCUCCUCAUACGCCACCAUGGGCAAGAAACGUGUUUUGGUCAGCUAUGGCGUCGAUGUUGAUGCCGUUGCCGGGUGGCUGGGCUCGUAUGGCGGAGAAGAUUCACCGAACGAUAUCAGCAGAGGUCUCUUUGCCGGCACUGUCGGAACCAGGAGGGUUCUGAAGCUUUUCACCAAGUACAACAUCAAAAGCACUUGGUUCAUCCCGGGCCACAGCCUCGAGACGUUUCCCGAAGAGAUGGCUGCCGUUCGUGAUGCUGGCCAUGAGAUUGGUCUGCAUGGGUACUCUCAAGAGAACCCCACAGACAUGACUAUCGAACAGCAGAAGGAGGUCCUCGAUAAGACGUACCGCAUGUUGACUGAGUUUGCUGGUAAACCUCCUCGAGGUUCCGUCGCACCUUGGUGGGAGACCUCGAAGGAAGGCUGUCAGCUGUUGGCCGAUUACGGGAUUGAGUACGACCACAGCAUGAGUCACCACGAUUGCCAGGCCUACUACCUUCGCACCGGAGAUACUUGGACGAAGAUCGACUACAAAAAGAAAGCCAGCGAGUGGAUGAAGCCUCUUGUACAAGGGCAGAACACUGGCAUUGUUGAAAUACCCGCUAACUGGUAUCUCGACGACCUCCCACCAAUGAUGUUUAUCAAAGACGCGCCAAACAGCCAUGGUUUUGUGAACGCACGCGACGUUGAAGAUAUCUGGAGAGAUCAUUUUGAUUACUUCUAUCGGGAGUAUGACGAGUUCAUAUUUCCCUUAACGAUACACCCUGAUGUUUCCGGGCGCCCUCACGUCUUAUUGAUGCAUGAGAGGCUUAUCGAGUACAUGAAGAGUCAUGAAGGAGUGGAGUUUGUCACAAUGGAACAGAUUUGCGAUGAUUUUAAGAGUAGAAACGCGGCCCCAGAGGGGUCAAUUUUGCCUGUCAGACCAGGAGCCAUCCUGAAAGAGUCUACGACGCCAUAUUGA